GACACUACACUGCAGAAAAUUCCCCUUUGUUCUAUCAUUGCGGUGGCGGCCAUCAGUGUCCUCGCGGGGCCGUCUUUCAAUUAACACCACAAGCACAAGCGGUUGCUCGAGUCGCCAGGCCAGUGCCUGGCUCUGAGUUUAUCUCUGGCUUCUCCAGAACACCAGUCCCUCUGACGACCCUCUCCUCUCUCUGUUUGCGACCGAUAAAGACCGCCCCAAAUGGCUGGGGUACAGUAUCCACCCAACAUGGCCGAUUAUCGCCUGCCUCCUCAUCAGAUUCCCUCGCGGAAGCCAUUACCUGGACGAAACACUGGAUUCCCCUUUCAAUCUUUCGAUGGCAACGCUCCUCAGCAACUCGCCGCGCUUCCCGGCGCUUCCUCGUACGCUCACAACCGUACACGCACGUCAUCUUCAUCUGUGCUUCCCCAGAUGGCUCCUCAGCAAACCGGAUACACCGCGACUCCUCCUAUCAUCACAAACCCGGCACAUUACCCGCCCUCGAGACGCUUGUCUAGUGCCACAACCUCGACCAGCUCAACCGGAAAUGGUCCGUCUGCAGAUGUGCGCCGGAGUUCGUCAUCACGAUCCGGCAAUUCUCAGAUGGGAUAUGUUGCAUUGAUGCGGAGACAAAAGGCUACCGUCUGGUGUGAUCGAUCACAGCCUGAAGACCCUCGGCUCCUGGCUCAGAGACGGGCGGAUAAGAAGAGGGCGUACCUGGAAGUCCACAGAAGCGCUGGCGCUGGACGCACAGGUACCCUAGGCAGUGGUAAAAUCAAGCAUCAUGGAGGGAAAGGAGCGACUGACUUCUCCCCGUCGACCUUUGUCGCCGCCACCGUUCCUGUACGCUUAAGUGCGAACGAGGUAGGUGAUGCAGACGAGGAAGCCCGCAACCACGAAUUGCCGUACCAUCGUCGAACUGGUAGCGGUCGUAGCUCCUUGGGAAGCAACACCCGUUAUCCGAGCGGGUAUCAACGCCCAACGAGCAGCAGAUAUGGCAGCACUAGUACACCUCCAAACGGGAGCGCAGAUAUCCCCGAAGUGGAAACUCCCGAGGAUAAAGCUCAAGAAAAGAAUGAGUACUUCGCGGAAGAUGGCAACAAGGAGAGCGAUCCUGAAGACAGUUUUGGCAGUGUUGGCGACAUGGCGGCACCCAGCGCAGCCGCAGCUGCAGCUAGGAAGACUAGCACAGCAGAUGAGCUAAGGCGACGAGGUAGCGUCGAUGAUCGCACAUCAACCAUGACCGGGGUGCGACUAUUUGUCGCAAACCCUGACAACGACUAGACCAACUGCGAGGGGAACGUUUUGAGUAGGCCAAGCGGUGUGGCCUUGUAACCGGACUAGAUCUGGUCGUCGGAAAACAAUAAUCCUCAUGGAUACACCUAUU
Messenger RNA from Paecilomyces variotii, 1384 nucleotides. RefSeq lists its product as hypothetical. The coding region runs from base 220 to 1281 and encodes 353 amino acids. The record is from RefSeq and is a predicted model, not a curated record. The transcript has a single exon. Lineage: Eukaryota; Fungi; Ascomycota; Eurotiomycetes; Eurotiales; Thermoascaceae.